Messenger RNA from Malurus melanocephalus (red-backed fairy wren), 5421 nucleotides. It is a transcript of the gene NGLY1, whose product is annotated as N-glycanase 1. Bases 47 to 2002 code for a protein of 651 amino acids. Gene Ontology annotation, biological process: protein quality control for misfolded or incompletely synthesized proteins; protein deglycosylation; glycoprotein catabolic process. The transcript has 12 exons. Gene Ontology annotation, molecular function: peptide-N4-(N-acetyl-beta-glucosaminyl)asparagine amidase activity. Gene Ontology annotation, cellular component: cytoplasm; cytosol; nucleus. NCBI's taxonomy places the organism in Eukaryota, Metazoa, Chordata, Aves, Passeriformes, Maluridae. The record is from RefSeq and is a predicted model, not a curated record.
GGCGCGGCGGGGCCGAGCUGAGGGCGCAGGGGAGGGGAGCGGAGCGAUGGCGGCCGCCCUGGGGCUCUCGUCCUCGCCGGGCUCGCCCGCCGUCAGCGAGCUGUGCCAGAACAGGCGGGAGAUCUUCCUGGAGGCCUCGCGGCUGCUCCUCACCUACGCGGACAACAUCCUCCGGAAUCCCUAUGAAGAAAAAUACAGAUUAAUUCGGAUUGGAAAUCCAGCAUUUUCCACAAGGCUGUUGCCUGUCAGAGGAGCAGUUGAAUGUUUAUUUGAGAUGGGGUUUCAAGAGGGAGAAACUCACCUGGUUUUCCCUAAGGAAGCUUCGAUYGAACAACUACGUAAAAUCAGAGACUUAAUUGCAGGAGAGAGGAGUAGCAGACUGAAUGAGUCAAACCAGAUCUACAGAUCAGGAUCCUCUGACACUGUCGGUGGCACUCAGGCAGCUGCACAACGGCCUCCAAGACCUGUUGACUCUGUUCGUCCACCUGCCCGCCAGCAAGCAGAGGCAUCACUUGUGCAAUCUCUUGAAAUGGCUGCAAAUAUCUUGAAAACACUUCAAACAAAAUUUGAGGAUCUUGUAUUGAUGUAUGAGAAUCCUUCCAUUCAGCAGAAAGCACUAGCUGCAAUUCCCCUCCAGGAAUUGAAAAGCAAGGCGCAGAAAAAGCUAGCUCAAGCUACAAGACUGGACAAAGGUGCACAUGUGAAUGAAGAGGACUUCYUAUUGUUGGAGCUUUUGGACUGGUUUAAAACUUCUUUUUUUCAUUGGGUAAAUAGUCUUCCUUGCAGCAGGUGUGGUGGGCAGACAGAGUCUAAAAGUGACUACCUGUUGCCUACUAAUGAUGAUCUGAGGUGGGAUGCCAGUCGAGUGGAAAACCAUUACUGCAACCAGUGUCAGCUCUCCAACAGAUUCCCAAGGUAUAACAACCCUGAAAAACUUCUGGAAACCAGACGUGGACGCUGUGGCGAGUGGGCCAACUGUUUUACACUGUGCUGCAGAGCUGUAGGGUUUGAAGCAAGAUAUGUCUGGGACUAUACAGAUCAUGUGUGGACUGAAGUAUAUUCUUCAUCUCAGAAAAGAUGGCUUCACUGUGAUCCCUGUGAAAAUGUCUGUGAUAAGCCUCUUCUCUAUGAAACUGGYUGGGGAAAGAAGCUCUCCUACAUAAUUGCAUUCUCCAAAGAUGAGGUUGUUGAUGUCACCUGGAGAUACAGCUGUAAACAUGAAGAAGUACUCUCUAGAAGGACAGCACUCAGCGAAGCAACGCUGCGAGAGACAAUUAAUGCACUAAAUAGAACGAGACAGAAGUCUUUGUCAGAAAAUAGAAAAAGAGAGCUCCUGGAAAGGACUAUUGUGGAGCUUGUUGAAUUUAUUUCUCCUAAAACACCUAAACCUGGAGAAUAUGGUGGAAGGACAUCGGGCUCAAUGGCUUGGCGAGUAGCCAGAGGUGAAAUAGGACCAGAGAAAAGAAAAGAAGUAGUUUUUAUUCCCUCUGAAAAGGAGAAGUCAUCUAAACUGUUCCAUCUCGUCUACAAUGUAAUAGAUGAUAGUUAUACACGGAUUUCCAAUAACAAUGAAAAAAUAAGUGGCUGGGAAGCAGGUGUUUGGAAGGCAGAGUCUGUUUGGAGAAAGGUUGAAACAGAUUGGAAAAUGGUUUACUUAGCCCGAAAAGAAGGGUCAUCCUCUGCUUCCAUCAGCUGGAAGUUUGAGUGCAAGUCAGUUGGUUUAAAAAUAGAUAACAUUUCAGUUAGRACUAGCAGUCAAACCUUUCAGAGUGGAAGAAUACAGUGGAAACUUUGCUCUCCUACAGCAGAAAUUGCUCUGAUAGGAGAUAAAAAUCUUUGCUCCUAUUCAGAUUUUUCUGGAGCGACGGAAGUUAUGUUGGAAGCAGUUCUAAAUGGAGGGGAUGGUGAAGCUGCAUGGCAACACACACAGCUGUUUAGAGAGAGCUUAACAGGAUGUGGAGAAAAUUGCUUGGAGAUAAUUAUAAAACUCAGUGACCUCUGAGAAUCAGAACUGCAGAAAUGUACUUUGGAUUCCUUGAAGACAUUAUACCAUGGGUAUAUAACAUGAAGAUUUGGUUGGCAAUUCCUCUUCUUCCUGCUGGCAGCUUAUUUCCUGUUUCACUGCUUCCAUUAAACCAACCUGAAACUGCACGUGUAUUGAAUAGGUAAACAUCACAAUGAAAAUCUCUUUGCUAUAAAAACAARCACCAAAAUUAAGGGAUUGAACCAUAAAGUACCCUUUUCUUAAACUUUACAAUGAAAAGGAAACAAUUUUUGGGAAGCAAAACAUGAUCAUAGAAGCACAAAGCAAUUGUAAUUGAUUUUAAUUUGGAGUUUGGGGAUUGGCUUGCUGGUUUGGGGGCGGGGGGCGUGUAAUCUACUAGGAAAAUCAGUUUGAAUUCUAUUUCUCAAUUACAACAGAUGCUUGUGAUGUUUUUAAAAUAUUUUAAAGAAURUUAGAAGAUUUAGACAUUUUAAAAGAAACUGAUUUUGUGUAAUAUCCAGAAGUGCWGAAAUGAAGUUAAUUUCAGGAUUGCUUCAAAAUGUCCUUGUUAGAUAUCUAAGUAGUAAACAUGUGUUUAACAYCUAGAACUAUUUGGAAGCAUGACAGUUGCUGGAAAUAACCUAAUUUUGAAAGAAGUAUUCAUUACUUACCUAAAAUUGUCAUGGCCUAUAAGAUGAAAUUGAGGCUUAGAACUGAGUAAGAACAUMAUAUUUUUUCUAUGAAAAAAUAGGUUAUUCAUUAUAAAUACUUUUUAAUGAUACUCAGAUUUGCUUAAAAAAUCUUUUAAAAGGUAGGCAUGUAGGUUGAAAUCCUUUAAAGCUUUUGUCUUGGCUUGCUUUAAAUACUAUUCCCAAAUUUGAUUGUAAAAGUUUAUGCGUUUUUUCUGUUCAUUAAUGCAGUGUUCAAAUUUAUUUUCAGUCAAUAUAAUAAAAAAUACUAUCCAGAAGAUGUCAGUUGUUGCAGUGGUAUGAAUAAAGCAUGGAGUGAAUGUUCAGAUUAGAUAGUCUUUAUCAGAAUGCAAGGAAAGCUAUGCCUGGGUUAUACAAGAAAUUUUCUAUUAUAGAACGAAAAUGCAAAAUUCAAACUAUGGUUUUAUUUUAAAAUAAGUGAGAAUUAAGGAUUAUGUUCUCCAGAUGAGUGUUUUUAAAGUUUUUUUCCUUUUUCUGACCUUUCCAACCUCUGUAUUGAUUUGAAGUGUUYGUCAAAAAUAAUUUAUGUUGAAAUAAAUGUUUGCUGACCUUUCAGCAAAUCUAAGCAAAUAUAAAGCUAUUCAGAUUUUAUUAGAAAACUGCAUAUGCACAGUGAACACAGGAAUCUUAAAAAAUAGUAGAUUAUGGGAGCUCAGGAGUGACAAAACUAUGUGUGAUGGAUUAUAUACUUCAGAAUGUAAAUGGACAGGUUAUGAGGGGGAUUAGAAGAGUCUCCCUCCCUUAAUACAGAGCAACACAGUGACAGGGUACUGUAUGGGAGGGUGUUAAUCAAUGCUUGACUAAUGCAAAGUGAAUUUGCCAGUUUCCAUUUAAAACUACUUCUGUAUUUGGUUUCAGCUAUUAUUUUUCUGAGAUUUUCUGGGAUUUUGAGUGGGAACCCAACAAAAAAGUAUUUCAGGCUAAUAUAUGUACUACAGUGGAAUUAGAAAAGAAAAAAGAAGACCGGUGCCACCAAUCAACAGGAAUGUUUUCACUUAACAUCUUGAUAGCUAAAAAAGUUACUGCUUUAAGACAGAAAUUGUUUUUGCAGUGUAUUAGAGGACCUUGAGGAAUUGCAAAAUUCCUUGACUACAUCUGAUAAUUGGAAAGCAGAAGGCAAAAUGAAUUUAAAAGUAAUAAGAUAAAAUUAUUUUUCUCAUAAUUUUGGACAGAAUCUCUGGGGAAAGAGUAAUAGCUGCCGAUAACUUGAAACAGUAAAAUAACUGAAGUCCAUUAUUAAAAUGUUUGAAUUAAUUAAAAAGAUGGAAAAAUGUCUUGCCAGUCUAAUUAAUCAAGAAGUACUUCUGUGUUUAUAAGAUCACAUGCAAUUAAUAGAAGUGCUUAUUUUAGGAAAUAGUUAAUAAGAAGAACACUCAGGCUGAAUAGAGCUAAUAUGAAAAAAUYUAAUGGAACUCCUUCAGUUGUCUUUUGGAGUACCUUAUAAGCAGUGMACACUUUGAAUCUCUUCAUACAUAAGACGUAACCUGUUCUAAAGGCACUAAUUUUCUCUACUGAUCUCCAUUUCUGCUCAACUCUUGAAACAUUUUAUUUAUUUUUUUAAACCAGAGGAAUUCCUCAUCCACAGUUGUUUAAUAUUAACUUACAGUAAUAUUCUGAAUUCGCAAUAUUACUAUUCACAAUUAUUUGUAAUUGUUUCUGUGCUGCAAUCUGCUCURAAAGUUUGGUUUUUAAGUUAUGCUUGUAAUGGUACAAUACUGGAUGAGUGGUAGAUGUUGAUCAGGGCACAUGUGGAUAGAAGUCAGUGCUUAUUCAACUCAUUAGAAGUUYGAGAAGGUGGGGAUGAAAUGGGGAAAUUAAAAACAUUCUUGCCUAGGAAUGUAUGGCUUGAUACAGAUAAAAUCGGCAAAAUUUUCUAGAAUAGCUUAGUCCUGUACAUUUUAAAGAACAACUGCCUGUCCAGUGUGYCGUGUGUGGGUGCCUUCCAAGGCUGCACUGAGGUGUAACAACGAAAUCUUUUCCAUUAAAGUUUACAUAAAUACUAUCCUAUCCAGUUAAUGCUUGCAAACUAAUUUUGGGGUGCAUGGUUUCCAACAGAACUGUGUGGGAGCCUGUGCACAGAAUUCGUCCCUUCAAACAAGUACUUGUUGUACUGUUGUCUGGCUAGAGUUGAUCAUCCAGCUGUUGAUUUCUUCAUAUCCUGUUUUGACACUUAAUACUUAGGAAUUUCCUGCACCCCAGGAAGUUGCUGGAAAGAUGUAUCUUUAAAAUACAUGGCAGUGUAUUUGGCUUUCUACACUUCUAGGCAGUGUAGAAAGCAAGCACAGUUACAAAGCACAGAUAUGCAGGAAUCAAGRAAACUUCAGUGUGAAUGAUAAUGUACUUCCAUUGACAAGUAGUGAAAAUCGCAUCUGAUCUUGUAUCAUCUUAACUCAUAUGCUAUCCUUGGAAGAUUUUUCACAUAUAGUGGCUUGCACUUAAGAUAUAAUCCUUAUUAUGUGCAAUAUCAGGGAAUAUUGAACACUAAAAAUAAAGUGUGUUUGUCUCCAUAGUGCACUGGAAUGAAAACAGAUGGUAGGCAGCACAUAUGGCUGCCAGAAGCUGGGAACACCCAUUURCAGAGUUCUUGCAGCUCAAAACAAAACAAGCCAAAACAAAGGAACUCCAAAUGGGGCGCAUAUUGUUCUAGGCAGAUAUCAGGAUAUCUGUCCUCUUCUCCACACCCACACUCCUCAUCUCUUUACUUUUCGUUGCUCAAGCUAGAAAUGG